Callorhinus ursinus (northern fur seal) is the source of this 1084-nucleotide messenger RNA. It is a transcript of the gene SMIM12, whose product is annotated as small integral membrane protein 12. The record is from RefSeq and is a predicted model, not a curated record. NCBI's taxonomy places the organism in Eukaryota, Metazoa, Chordata, Mammalia, Carnivora, Otariidae.
GCCAGGCCCCGCGGGCAGCUGGGAGAGGCGACGUCGGUGCUCCAGGCGAGCGAGCAAGGGAGAGGGCUCGCUCGCGGGCAGGCGGGCGGGCAGGCAGAGGGCGGGGGCAGGACCGUGGAGUGCGGGCUGCGACGCAGAUGUCAUGUGGCCUGUGCUUUGGACCGUGGUGCGUACCUAUGCUCCCUAUGUCACAUUUCCUGUGGCCUUCGUGGUCGGGGCUGUGGGUUACCACCUGGAAUGGUUCAUCCGGGGGAAGGAUCCCCAGCCUGUGGAGGAGGAGAAGAGCAUCUCUGAGCGCCGGGAGGACCGAAAGCUGGAUGAACUGCUAGGCAAGGACCACACCCAGGUGGUGAGCCUUAAGGACAAGCUGGAAUUUGCCCCUAAAGCUGUCCUGAACAGAAACCGCCCAGAGAAGAAUUAACGAAGGACACAGAGCCCCAUGGGUCCUUGUGUGGGCCAUGACUGGCCCUGCCACCAUGUCUACCCUGCUCCAGAACCCACAUUGGAUUUGCUGUGUCGCUCAUUCUGUCCCUUCCUGUACCACCCAGCCCCUCACACACUGGCUGCCCUCACGUUGCCAGGCGGACACUCGAGCCGCCGAGGGGCCAGGGAAGAGGAAGGCCCUUGAGGGUUCUGGCCUGAAGGCUGCAUGUGUUGUAUGGUGGCCGAAACUGCUCAGGCUUCUGCGCUUCUGGGCGCGCCGCGGGGAGGAGUGUCAUGAAAUGAAUGAUGGCUGUCUGUUUCUUUGGGGAGGCACUUUGGCCUCAAGUGGGAGUGGCUGGGGUUGGGGUGCUGCCUUAGGAGGGAUGCCUACAUGCCUAGUCCCAGUGUACACUGGGAAGAAUUCAAAAAGCUACCUGGCUCCCUUCACUAGUUUGCCCUCUUCUUGCACUCAUUCUCCCGGAAAUCCUGUCCUGUCAGCUCAGGAAUGAGACUCCCUGGGGAGGAAGGCCUUUUUCUGUUCUUGGAAGCCCAGGUUGUUUACCUUGGGACAGGUAAAUUUGCUUGAAAACAGUCACAUUUUUCACCACCCCGCAUCACUGUAUGGUACAAAACUUGAUUAAAGUGGCAUCUGAGAAUCAUA